Messenger RNA from Musca domestica (house fly), 2748 nucleotides. It is a transcript of the gene Sxl, whose product is annotated as sex-lethal homolog. Gene Ontology annotation, cellular component: cytosol; spliceosomal complex. The record is from RefSeq and is marked provisional. Lineage: Eukaryota; Metazoa; Arthropoda; Insecta; Diptera; Muscidae. Gene Ontology annotation, molecular function: mRNA binding. Gene Ontology annotation, biological process: sex determination; alternative mRNA splicing, via spliceosome; positive regulation of mRNA splicing, via spliceosome.
CGGCGCGAAGUAACAAACAUAUUUAUAUUUGCAAAUCCAUCGGAAAUUUAAUCUAACCGAGGCUUUAUUAAGACCACAAAGAGGCCAGAGCUCGUUCGUCCGCUCUCGUAAAAAAGUGUACAUUAAUUCUUAAAAAAAUUACAAUAAACUAUUGCAACUUGGUGUUGUUUUCACCUAAUUUUAAGUUUUAGCCAUCAUGUAUGGUCAAAAUGUUCGAAACGUUUCCUAUUAUCCACCCUAUGGCUAUAAUGGAUAUAAGCAAAGCGGCGAACGUAUGUGGCGCAUGUCCCAUUCACUACCCUCUGGAAUGGACACAGAUUUCACAUCAUCGUAUCCCGGUCCAUCGGCAAUGAAUCCACGCGGCCGCGGAGGUUAUAAUGAUUUUUCAGGUGGCGGCAGUGCAAUGGGCUCCAUGUGUAACAUGGCACCGGCGCAAAGUACAAACUCGCUGAACAGCGGCGGCGACGGUGGCGGCGGAGAUACUCAGGCCGUCAAUGGCACCAAUCUAAUUGUCAACUAUUUGCCUCAGGACAUGACAGAUCGUGAAUUAUAUGCCCUGUUUAGAACGUGUGGUCCCAUAAACACUUGUCGAAUCAUGAAAGACUAUAAGACUGGCUACAGUUUUGGAUAUGCUUUUGUUGAUUUUGCCUCCGAAAUUGAUGCCCAAAAUGCCAUUAAAACCGUAAAUGGCAUUACAGUAAGGAAUAAACGUUUAAAGGUUUCAUAUGCCCGACCCGGCGGAGAAUCAAUUAAGGAUACCAAUUUAUACGUCACCAAUUUGCCACGUACAAUCACCGACGACGAACUGGAGAAGAUCUUUGGCAAAUAUGGCAACAUUGUACAAAAGAAUAUUCUCAGAGAUAAACUCACUGGUAGACCGAGAGGUGUAGCAUUUGUAAGAUUCAAUAAACGCGAAGAAGCCCAAGAGGCCAUAUCGGCCUUGAAUAAUGUCAUACCAGAAGGUGCCUCACAGCCCCUGACUGUGCGUCUGGCCGAGGAGCAUGGCAAAAUGAAGGCCCACCACUUUAUGAAUCAAUUGGGAAUGGGUCCACCGGCUGCCCCCAUUCCCGCUGCUGGCCCUGGCUACAACAAUAUGGUGCACAGAGGUAGACAAAAUAAAAUGCGCAAUCACAAAGUACAUCCCUAUCAUAAUCCCCAGAAAUUCAUAUAAAUUUGAAGGCAAACUAAGAGCGUUUCUUUUUUUCUCAAUAUAAUAACACACAUACAUACAUAUAUAAUCAAAUUAGAAGAAAACGUGGCAUGUAUCACACAUAAACAUAAGUAUACAUACGUACAUACAUUUUAAAGGAAUCGUGACAAAGAAAAGCUCGUCUCUAACAAAAUACGGGACACAUACAUAUUCCCUGAGUUGAACAAAAUAUACACAUAUAUAAACAUAAAUAUAUAAAUAGUUGUAGUAGUUCUCUCCUCCUUUUCAAAAACAAAAAAUAUAUAUAUAUUACAAAGACCAAUGAAAUGACUCUGUGGAGAACCAUUAUGCUUAUCCUUGCGAACAUCAUUUUAAAUUAAUUAAAGAGAGUUGUGGCAACAUUUCCGCCGAAUGCUAAAAGAAAUUAUAUUUUUCCAUCUUGUGUCAUGAAUAUGAUCCAAAAAUGAUCGCUUUUAACUUAUCUUAAGGGGAUAUAUCCAGUUGCAGAGCACAAAUAAGGUUUUUUUUUUUUAAAUUACAAAUUGUUUUUAAAGAAAACAUCUUUAAGAAUUGUUUAACUUGGUCUUGAGCUAAACGUUUUUCCACGUAAUGAUGUCGUUACUUAUUCUGUAUUACCAGAAAGGGGAACAUGUAGACAGGUUUUUAAUAAAUAUAAGUAUAAAAUAGACGAGAGACUUAAAAAAUAGUCUUCAAGAACAAUGAGCAAACAAAACAACUGGUGUAUUAAAUAAGCCAGCAAAAGCUUAAGAGGCCAUUUCGAAUCAUGCCAUUUCGAAGAUGAACAAACAGAUUCUCUUUCAGCGCUCAUAACGAAAUAAUGUUCCCUUGUUCGAAUUGCCCUACAAAAUUUAAUUUUUUUAAAUUGCAAAUGAAUAUUAACACAAGAAAUUUGGGAAAAGUCUCUCUUUUCGGAAUAUUGUCUGCAAUGGUAACAAGCUAAUUGUAAAUGGGAGUUUCGUUAUAGCUCUUUUCAAUAGUUAAUAGUAAUUCAUUGUAGAAAAUUUUAUGAUUUUCCUUUGAGAUCACCAACUUUUGUUCUCAAAAUAUUGAAAUUGUUUCGCACGACGAAGAACUAGAAACUUAAUUGAAAACAGUUUACCAGGAGUUUGCUCAAGUAAAAUUGUCUAACACAAAUCAAGACAUCACCAAAAUUAGGAAGUCAAAAUAAGAAUUCGGAAGGAAAAUAGUAAAAAGUCUCCCAUACUGAAAUGAAAAAGGUGUUCCUUCUUUAAACAGGGAAAUUCCUUGUGAUAUCACCAUUAAAGUAAUCAAAUCGAAAGGAUAUCAUGAUGACUGGCAAUACACGAGUAUUCAACUCUCAAAUUAGCGUUUUCUUAGAUAUGGAAAAAAUCUUUUUAACUUACUUCUAAAUAAAUACAAUCACCACAACUACAAUACAACAACAAAAAUUGAAAGUCUAUAUUAAUACAAUGUUAACUUUAGAUUCCCAAUAUACAUAUAUAUUCAUAUUUGAAAUUAUUAAAUUCUAUUAAUAUGAAAUGCAGAAAAUGGAAGAAAAAAAUACAAAAAACUAUCUUUGUAGAAGAUUAGAAAUAAAAACUUAGUAUCUCAACAAC